Molecule: messenger RNA, 781 nt
Organism: Solanum dulcamara
Lineage: Eukaryota; Viridiplantae; Streptophyta; Magnoliopsida; Solanales; Solanaceae
Exons: 2
Coding region: 157-513 (118 amino acids)
Source: RefSeq, a predicted model, not a curated record
ACUAGUUGCUAACAAUGAGUCCUACAUAUUCUAUCCCACUACCCACACUCCACAAACACAUUAUUAUUAUUGUUAUAGUGAGAGAGAGGAACUCCAAAAGAAAGCCAACAAACUUUCAUCGAACUCGAAUACACUCUCUUUAAUUUGUUAGCAUCCAUGGGAACGACCGAUUCAAUUUACCGACGUCCGGCGUCCCAAUUUUACAGCUGUAUGUCGCCGUCGUGUAUUCCGGUACACGACGAAUACUCGCGCAUAAAUGACUGUCGCCGGCGAGGUAGCGGCAGCUGCCGGAGAACGUGGAGAAAGCUACUGAAGAAAUUGGUGAAUGAAGGGAAGAAUGUGUACGGAAAGAAGACAUUGACGUUUCAUUAUGAUGCAGUUAGUUACUCGCAGAAUUUCGAUGAAGGAUGUAACACUGAUGAUUAUCCUCCACGUCAUCACCAAGUUUUCAGAAUUAAUGUACACAAGUGGCUCCGCUCCGCCACUGUUAAUGGACGGCACACAACACUCUGAUGAAGUGGGAGACCGAGCAAAUCUCUAAAAAUAAACAGGACCCGUCGAUUGAAGAAACGAAGUUCAAUGCCAGAAACCUCAACCUGACUUAACAUAAAUACUCGAAGAAGGAAAGAUCGGCAUUUACAGAGGAAGCAGAGUCAGCAAGAGAAAGAAUGUUAUUUUCACUUAGACAAUUUUAAAUAUUCAAGAGUUGCACAUUCGAUUCUAGAUUAAGCAGGUCUAAUUUAGGAAAUUAUCAAUAAAAUAAAAUGCAGAUAAAGAAUAU